Molecule: messenger RNA, 3153 nt
Organism: Cuscuta epithymum
Lineage: Eukaryota; Viridiplantae; Streptophyta; Magnoliopsida; Solanales; Convolvulaceae
Source: the annotation of a GenBank genome assembly
ACGGAUUCGUUUAAAGUACGUGUGCGCCAUUUUCUUAAUCUCCUUCCGACUUUUGCUUAAGGAAAUGGUUUGCGCCUCUUUUUCCGGGACUAUUGUUCGAUUCGUGAACUACAAGAUAUGAAUUUGGGUUUCCGGUGAAGGUACAGAAGGUACAGACUGUUCUUAUUGUUGUGAUUGUGGUUUCCGGUGAGCUGCAGUUAGAAUUGACAUUUGACUUGCAAGAGUGGUUGAGACUUGAGAAAACUCAAGGAAGUAAUACCUUUCCCGUUUGUUAUUCGUUAUUGUGCUUUUUUCUAGGGUUUUGAUUGAGUUUUUUCUGUAAUAAUGGUAGUGUAUUCGAGUUGAAUUUGAAUUAAGUGCAUGAUAUAAGCUUUUCGAUUGUAGUUUUUUCUCAUCUGUUGAUUUGCCGUACUCGCAGAUUGAAAUCCUUGCAAGUAAUGUGAAACUGAGGCCUAUGCUUAAACGUUUUCAUCUUUAGAUAUCAUUUGCAACUUUGAUCGGCUGGGAUUUCUACUAGAUAAUUCUUAAAAGUGUACUCUUUUUUGCUCAAGAAAAAUUGUACUCUUUAGGAGUAUAUAUUGAUAUCCCUAAAUCCGAAUAUUUCCAUGUGGAGCACACACAUAUUAGUGAAAAUCUCAUAGUUUAGUUCCCUCAUGAUUCGUGAUUUUAGCAGAUGCAGAAAAGUAGCAUUUGAUUAUGCCUCUUAUGACAGGACCUUUGAGUAUAGGUGUAGUAGCUCUUAUGGAUUUGGAUAUUCAUCUGUUUGUGUAUAUGUGUGCAGAAGAAUUGUUACAACACAUUUGAUUCAUUGAUUGGAUGAUUGGAUCAUAAAGCUAUGACUUUUCUCCGUUCUCAGUCAAGUAUUGCCGUUUAGAUUUUGUUUUGCUGUGAGCGAAGAUGGCAAAGAAGGGCAAGGCAAGGCAAUACACCGAUAGAAGGAGGGUCAGAUCUGAUCAUAAAUAUGAUGAUGAGCAAUCAGAUGAGGAUUACUGUGUCAGUGAAAAUGAGCUGUUUGAUUGUUCAGAAGAUGAAUCAUUUUCAUUAGUUGCGGAUACAUCAGGAGUCAGUUUGGGUGACUGUGAAGAUAGUGAAGAAGAUGAGAUUAUGAAUGUCAAGCAGAAAAAAGUUGUUAAAAAGAAUGAUGCCCCACCAAAAGCACAGAAUAGACAGAAAAGCAUUAUAAAACAAAGAAAAAGGAAAAGAGUUAUGUACAAAGAAGAUGAUGAGAUCAGUGAUGACAGCGAUGAUGAUGGUGAUUAUGAGGAGGAAGAUGAGGCAGAGGAGGAAGAGGAAUUUAUCCCAAAUGAGAUCAAUGGUGUUGUAAAACGGAAAACGAGGGAUCGGUUUAUUUACAGAGAUGAUGAUGAUGACGUGGACUUUACCCCGGAUGAGAUUAAUUCUACAGAAGAAGAAGAAGAAGAAGAAGAAGAAGAAAACUUGCAUAUGAUGAGGGGGAAUAAGAAAAUGGUAAAGCGGAAAUUGACAAAGAAUAAUAGAAAAAGGGUGCAGGGGAAGACUAUCUCGAAAGUCUCAAAGAAAACAAGGAAGAAAACCUCUAAAGUUUCUAAGCAGAUCAAUAGGAAGGGAGCAAGAAAAACUUGCAGGAAAAAUUAUUCACAAGAGAAAAGGGAAAGAAGAUUAAUUAUAGAUUCUGAUUCAGACUUUGUGAGUUGUGCAUCAUCAGACCAUGAGUAUAUUAUCUCUGAAGAAGAGAGUGAACAAAUUAGAGAAGCUAAUAAAUUGUGUAGAGGUUUGAGGGAUAGAUCAAGGAUUCCAGGUUGUUCAACUGAUGCACGUUUGAGUGAUAGAUCAAUGAUUCCAGGUUGUUCAACUGAUGCACCACAAGGAAAAACCAGUCAACAUCAGAAGAAGCGAUCACUAAGAAAGGGAAAGGAGAAGGUAGCAGUGGUUGAGGAGUUGAAGAAGAGUGAUGGAGGAAAGCAGGUUUGUGGGAUUUGUUUUUCUGAAGAAGAGAAAAAGACAAUCAAUGGCAUGUUAAAUUGCUGCAGCCACUACUUCUGUUUUGCUUGCAUCAUGGAGUGGUCAAAGGUUGAAUCUCGUUGCCCCCUUUGCAAGCAAAGAUUUGUAACCAUCACCAAGGAUGCAAAGUCACCAUCACCAAGGACUGUGGUGAUUCAUGUUCCUGAACGUGAUCAAGUUUAUGUACCAUCUGAAGAAGAGCUUAGGGGUUAUCUUGAUCCAUAUGAAAAUGUAAUUUGCACUGAAUGUCAACAAGGCGGGGAUGAUGCACAUAUGCUACUCUGUGAUAUAUGUGAUUCACCUGCACAUACUUAUUGCGUCGGCCUUGGAAGUGAUGUCCCUGAAGGUGAUUGGUACUGUGAAGCCUGUAGACUAGCAUCUCCUCGCUUCCAAAAUCCAGAAAAUUCAAAUCCAACAGGUGAGGACUAUUAUGGUAGACUGCCUUCUAUAGCCACCAGCAGGAAGGAGAGUUGUGAGCUGGACGAGAUGUAUGUACCUGAGACUCCAUUAGCGCAACAAACAUUCAACACUUCAUCCCCUAGAGAUAACCAGUCUGGUUCUUCUUCAGCUUCAAGAUCUGUGGCUUACACAGUUUCACGCAGGAGAAGAAUACACCGUCAAAUAAGCCGAUUUAUUAGUAAUAACAGGAUGAGAUGGGCACAGAAUGGAGAUGUCACUACUGGGGGUUAAGAGUUCGUAUGGUGGGGUUCUUGGAAGUUGGAUUAGAGAUGCAUCAUCGCCUUUUAACUUUUAAUGCUUCAGAUAAUAAAAGUCUUGAAACUUAAUGACGAAAAGGGUGGGUGGGGAUACAGAUUAAACAAUUGCAAGUGAUACAUUUUUUGUUGAUAAACAUGUCAUUUUGCUGUGUUGAACCUUUGCUGAAGGACAUAAGUAGUGGUACUGUGGUAGCUUGUUCAAUUGUGUUUACAGAGAAUGAUUUAAAAAUCUCCCACACCGGGAUUUGGGAGUAUAUGUAUGAAUGUAUCUAAAUAAGUUAACAUUACAGAAGAACGUUAAAGUAGAAAAAUGUAAUGUAAUCCCUCUUGCAACUGUUGCAAGUGUUGGCAUGGACACGGGGAACCGUUCCAGGUCUAGGUCCUGGUGAUGUAAAAGGAAGAAGAGGAGCCUAAGCCUAGUAUUUUGGUCCUCAAAUUUGUUUCGGUUCAAUUCUGG